AUGCCUUGUUCCAGUACUGUGAUUCUGACGUCUGUGAUUCUGACGACUCUGGUUGUCUCCUCUUUAUCAGUAUCUGGCACCAGACAGAGGUGGGAAGCCCCUGGCUGCCAUCUUGUUGGCCACACAAGGACAGUGACCAUAGCUGACUGUGUGCCUUUUGCGGUAACCACGAAUGCUUGUCGAGGUUUCUGCGUUUCCUAUGCUGUUCCAUCGAGCUCACAGACUAUGAUCCCAAACCAGGUCAUCACGUCGAAAGCACAGUGCUGCGGAAUUGUCGAAACACAUGAGGUGAAUGUGUGGGUGGCCUGCAGAAACGGAUUCCAACAAAAGACAUUCAAAUCUGCCCUGAGCUGUGCCUGUUCCAUAUGCAGACGUAACCACUUAAAAAAACUGGAUUAUCUUUGUACAAUUUGCACAGAGUAA
This is a messenger RNA of Candidula unifasciata, 423 nucleotides long. NCBI's taxonomy places the organism in Eukaryota, Metazoa, Mollusca, Gastropoda, Stylommatophora, Geomitridae. The record is from the annotation of a GenBank genome assembly.